Molecule: messenger RNA, 1327 nt
Organism: Lingula anatina
Lineage: Eukaryota; Metazoa; Brachiopoda; Lingulata; Lingulida; Lingulidae
Product: lysosomal alpha-glucosidase-like
Biological process (GO): carbohydrate metabolic process
Molecular function (GO): carbohydrate binding; alpha-1,4-glucosidase activity
Source: RefSeq, a predicted model, not a curated record
ACACGGAUGCGGUUGUUGGUCCAUGUGAUUAUGAGUUUAACUACAGUGAGGGGGAUUAUCACUUUCGAUAUCAUGUAUAAAUCCGAGUACAAUCAGUUUUGACCUACACUUUCACGUGGCUCUGCAGGUAUUUCAAAAGACUAGGUACUGCUACCGACUUCGUUGAAGAAAAUCAUGGAUGCUAUUUUGCAGUAUUUUUGUGUUUUUGUCAUGACAAUCUCUUUUGGGAUUGGUAUAACAUCAAUGCAGUGUAACAUUGCCCUUGAGAAUGAUCGCUACGAUUGCCUACCAGAAGACGGCGCAACUCAGCAGAAGUGUGUCCUCAGAGGAUGUUGUUGGGCCAUAACUAAGACCCCAGGGGCGCCUUAUUGCUUUUACCCUUCUGAUUCCCCUGGCUACAGAGUGGUCAAGUCUGCUUCCACGGCUUUUGGGGAGACAUAUAUGCUUAACCUUGGUAGUAAAACUAGCUGGCCCGAUAAUGUGAUGACACUUCAGCUGGAUGUACGGUUUGAAACAAAAUCAAGGUUACAUUUUAAGAUAUAUGACCCAUUUAGAAGGAGAUAUGAAGUGCCCAUCUCUACUCCAAAGGUCAGCACAAAGGCUGCAGAUAUGGAUUAUGCAAUAAAAAUUCAUCCUGACCCAUUUGGAAUCACUGUCUCCAGGAAAUCUUCAGGAGCAGUAAUAUUUAACAGCAAUGUCUCUGCUCCUCUCAUCUUUGCCAACCAGUUCCUUCAGAUUGCAAGUGAACUCAGCUCUCCAUAUCUGUAUGGUUUGGGGGAACACCAGGGAACCUUUCUGAAAAAUAUCUCUUGGGCUCAGAUGGCCUUCUGGGCACGUGAUGUACCACCUAUGAAUGAUGUGAAUCUGUAUGGAGAUCAUCCAUUUUAUUUGAAUAUAGAGAAGGAUGGUCAGGCCCAUGGAGUCUUUUUGCUCAAUAGUAAUGCAAUGAGUGUAUCUCUCCAACCAACCCCUUCCAUAAUAUACAGAACAACUGGCGGAAUAUUAGAUUUCUAUAUUUUCCUGGGUCCUUCUCCUCAAGAUGUAGUGCAGCAGUAUACUGAUGUGAUUGGCAAGCCAUAUCUGCCGCCAUAUUGGAGUCUUGGGUUCCACUUGUGUCGCUGGGGUUAUAACAGCAGCAAUAUGACCAGGACUGUGAUUGAGAGGAUGAGAAGGGGGAAAUUUCCAUAUGUAAGGAGUGUUUAUUACUUGCUUUUAUAUGAUGUUUUACUGUGUUUUGCUGAAUGGUCUUCGUAUGCAAUUAUCUUUUAUGAAGUGUUAAUCAAUAAUCUUUGUUUUACUUGAAUGAAUUUUUAUGUAUUACUGGACC